AAAUUUGUUUAAAAGGAGCGUGAACAUAGGAUAAAAACGCACUCGAUUUUUGAAUACAUUUGUAGAGACCAAGAAGUCAGAACCAUGUCGAAACUCUAUAUAUGUUUUGUCGUAUUCAGCACCCUGUUUGUUGGGUUUACCGUCACGGGAAGUUUGCAAUUUAAGAACGUCUCAUCGAGAGGGCUUGACUGGUACGCGAGCAACAAGCCAGACACGCGUCAGGUGUCAAGUUGUCUCGGGGGACACUGUCACUCGAGAAAUUGCUGCACGUACUACUGCAACGCGCCCUCUGACACAUGUUUGAUGAUAACAGGAAAACCAUUCUGUAUGGAUGAAGUAAUGGGACCCUAUAAUGCCCCCAAUUGCGUGGAGUCGCGUUGUCUCGAUUGCCCCCUCUCGUCCGUCACCUGUUCGUCCACCAUGUGCGAAGAUCUGAUGGAUGGCUACGCGAGUUGUGAUUUUAGCAGUAUUCGCGGUCCAAUCCGAUCUUAACUCUGUAUAAUUUUAAAUUAUUCAGCCUUUUUGAGGGGACGUUAAUAAAUUAAGUAAAGCGAGA
Messenger RNA from Folsomia candida, 556 nucleotides. RefSeq lists its product as uncharacterized. The transcript is spliced from 3 exons. NCBI's taxonomy places the organism in Eukaryota, Metazoa, Arthropoda, Collembola, Entomobryomorpha, Isotomidae. The record is from RefSeq and is a predicted model, not a curated record. The coding region runs from base 85 to 492 and encodes 135 amino acids.